This is a messenger RNA of Lolium perenne, 649 nucleotides long. Lineage: Eukaryota; Viridiplantae; Streptophyta; Magnoliopsida; Poales; Poaceae. The record is from RefSeq and is a predicted model, not a curated record.
CUCCUUCCUCCUCCCCCAAUCCCCGACCCGCCUCCUUCUCCUCUCCUCCUCCCCAAUCACCGCCUUGCGCCGCCUCUCCCCGGGAUGGAUCGACCGGCAGGAGCGACGCCGCACUCCUCUCAGAGGCGGCUGGAUGCGGGAGCCGCCACCGGCAGGGAGGACGCCGCGGUUUGAAGCGGCGGCGGCCUGCAGCGCGCGGCGAGCGAUGGGACGCCUAGACGCGGCAGCGGCGACGGAAGGCAGCGCCGAGCGACGGGGGCGGUUGGACGCGGCAGCAGUGGAGGCAGGGAGCGUGCCCGAGCGAGGAGAGGUCGUCGGCGGCUGGUGCCCUGUGUACACAUCGGGAGGAGGAUCUGCCGUCGGCCUCACGUUUGUGCAUCGUGCACCCUCCCGGCUGCCGGUGCGUCGAGGGUGGAUUGGCUCUGCUCAGGCAGGUGGCGGGCACCAUACUUGCUUCCAAGACUACGAGCACCACCUCUCGUCUUCCUCCCGAUCAAAAUCUUGCCAAAAGUCUAGAAAGAUGCCUGGACUGCUCCUGGAAGGAAAAGAGGACAGGAGUGGCACGGGGCAUGGACGUCGCGUGGACAUCACGGUGCCGCCACAUGCGCACCACCAUGAGGUCCAUCUCUUGAUGCCGCUUUGGUGUUGA